AUGUCGCUGCUGGAGGAAAACUACAGCGGCAGUGAGAGCGAAUGGGAUGAUGACAUGGAGGAGGUGGUGCCCAAGCCGAAGCCGCGGGCUGCCCCUCGCAAGAAGCGGGCAUCCCCUGCUUCGGCGCUGUCCUCAACCGAAGCGACUCCGGCUCCAGCAACGGAAGCUUCUCCCAAUCCUCGCGAAAGCUCUAUUGAAUCCGAAACUAACGGUGACUCAACUCCUCGUGUUAAUGGACAACGGGGGACCGCGCUGGAGCAAUACCAGCGGCUCUCUCAGCUUGAACAUAUCCUUAAGCGUCCUGACACCUAUAUUGGGUCAGUGGAGCCUACCGACGUGGAAAUGUGGACAUACGAUUCUGCUACUGAAAAAAUGGUACAGAAAUCAGUGAAGAUCGUUCCUGGGUUGUACAAGAUUUUUGACGAGAUCUUAGUCAACGCCGCUGAUAACAAAAUCCGUGAUCCUCUGAUGAAGCAACUUAAGGUGAAUAUUGACGUGGAACUGAACACAAUCACCGUGAGAAACGAUGGGCGUGGUAUCCCCGUGGAAAUUCACGAGAAGGAGCAGAUGUACAUCCCUGAAAUGAUCUUCGGUAACUUGUUGACGUCGUCAAAUUACGACGAUGACGAAAAGAAGGUCACUGGUGGUCGUAACGGUUAUGGUGCUAAACUUUGCAACAUUUUCUCAACCGAGUUUACGGUUGAAACUGCCGACUUGUCGAAUGGUAAGGUUUAUCAGCAGGUGUGGACCAACAACAUGUCGAAAUGCAACCCCCCGAAAAUCAAGAAAAUGACGGCCAAGCGUGAAUACACCCAGAUUACGUUCAAACCCGAUCUUGCUAAGUUUGGCAUGGAACGCUUAGAUGAUGACAUUGUGCUGGUUAUGAAACGCAGAGUGUUUGAUCUUUGUGGUACAGUUAGGGAUUGUCUGGUGUUUUUGAAUGAUACUAAGUUGCCUAUUAAACUGUUCAAACAGUACGUCGACAUGUAUGUCCAAGCUCUUCGGCAAUUGGAUGAUCUGGAUGAUCCCAAGCUGCUGGUAGUGGUACAUGAAAACUUCGGCGAUCGUUGGGAAGUUGCAUUUGCCGUCUCGGAUGGGCUGUUCCAACAAGUGCUGUUUGUUAACUCCAUUGCCACUACCAGUGGUGGUACCCACGUGAAGAUGCUCACCGACAGCAUUGUCAAGCAAUUAACUGAAUCGAUUCUGGCCAAGAGAGGAAAGAAGAAGGCACUCAUGGUCAAGCCGCAAGAAGUCAAGAACAACAUGUUCUUGUUUGUCAAUUGUUUAGUUGAAAACCCUGCGUUCACCUCGCAAACUAAGGAGCAGAUGACCACUAAGCCCGCCAAAUUUGGCUCUAAGCCGGUGAUCACUGAAGAUUUCAUCAAAAAGCUUAUCGCCAAAACUCUGAUUACUGACAAGCUUCACAGUUUGAGUCAAGCUAAUGAAGACAAGGCCCUUGCACGUCAAGAUGGUUCUCGUCGUCUGAGAGUUAAGCUGGCGAAGUUGCACGACGCCAACAAAGCCGGCACUAAAGAUGGCCACAAGUGUACGCUUAUUCUUACUGAAGGUGACUCAGCCCUCGCUCAGGCAGUGGUAGGGCUCAAAGUCGUAGGUAAUGAAUACUACGGGUGUUUCCCCCUUCGAGGGAAAAUGUUGAAUGUUCGUGACGCUCUGGCGGACCAAAUUCUGAAGAAUGCCGAAAUUAAUGAGAUCAAAAAGAUCAUUGGUUUGCAGCACAAAAAGCACUACACUCCCGAACUGCUUAAGCUGUUGCGUUACGGUCAUAUUCUCAUCAUGACCGAUCAGGAUCACGAUGGUCUGCACAUCAAGGGUUUGCUUAUCAAUUUCUUCGAACUGAGUUUCCCUGGCCUUUUACAAUGUCCUGGAUUCCUUCAAGGGUUCAUUACUCCGAUUGUCAAGGUUACCAUUUUAGGUCGCCACAAGAAGGUUAUUCCCUUUUACAACAUGCCUGAUUUUGAGCGUUGGAGAGAGCUGGAAGAGGCUCAAGCCAACCGUUGGACCCAUAAGUACUACAAGGGUUUGGGUACAUCUCUUGCGACUGAAAUCACCGAGUACUUCCAACAGUUGCUGCGGCAUUUGAAACGAUUCCACGCUCUUCAGGAUGACGACAAGCAGUACAUUGAUUUGGCAUUUAACAAGAAGAAAGCUGAUGAUCGUAAAGAUUGGUUGGGGGCCUAUAUUCCUGGUACCCAAUUGGACCCUGAAAUUGAAGAGAUUCCGAUUGCUGACUUCAUCAACAAGGAGCUUAUUUUGUUCCUGAUGGCCGACAAUAUUCGUUCGCUUCCGUGUGUUCUUGAUGGGCUUAAACCAGCACAGCGUAAGGUCAUUUACGGUUUACAAAAACGGGCUGGGAACCGUGAAGGUAAAGUCAACGACUUGGCAGGGUACAUUUCAAGUAACACCGCUUACCAUCACGGUGACCAAUCGUUGGUCAUGACGAUUGUCUCAAUGGCUCAAGAUUUCGUUGGGGCAAACAACAUCAAUUUGUUAGAGCCCCGGGGUAACUUUGGGAGUCGAUUCAUGGGUGGAAAGGAUGCUUCGGCUGCUCGUUACAUUCAUACUUGCUUAUCUGAGAUCACCAAGCUGGUGUACAACCCUUUGGACAACUCUUUGUACAAGUACGUUCAAGAAGAUGAGCUGACUGUUGAACCUCAGUGGUACUUGCCUGUUGUGCCGAUGGUGCUUGUUAACGGUCUGGAAGGUAUCGGUACGGGGUGGUCCACUUCAAUCCCUCCUUUCAACCCUAAGGAUAUUGUUGACAACUUACGCCGAAUGAUGGAUGGUGAUGACUUGGUGGAGAUGGCACCAUGGUUCCGAGGGUUUACUGGUCGUAUUGAACGUGAAAGUGAUGGUCGUUACAAGAUGUACGGUAUUAUUGAGCAAGUGGACAACCAAACCAUCCAGAUUCUGGAAAUCCCCGCCCGCAUGUGGAUCCAAAAUUAUAAAGAGUUCUUGGAAGGCAACAUCAACGACCGGGAAAACCCUCUGGGGUGGAUCAAGGACGUGCAGAUUGUUCACACCAACAGCACCGAUGUUGGGUUCAAGGUGACGAUGACACAAGCUGAGGUUGAUAAGCUGCUUGAAGUUGGAUUAUACAAUCGAUUCAAAUUGAUUUCCAAUAUCAGCACCCUGAACAUGACGGCCUUCGACGCUGACGGUCGAAUCAAACGGUACGCGCUGCCGUUGGAAAUCUUGAAGGACUACUACUACGUUCGUCUCGAAUUCUACCAAAAGCGAAAGGAUGCCAUGACCACGAACUUGCAAAACCAACUUACGCGACUCUCAGAACAAGCUCGUUUCAUCAAGUUGAUCAUCGAUAGCAAAAUCAAGGUUUCCAACCGGAAGCGGAAGGAGUUGUUUGAAACUUUGGAAGAACAUAAGUUCAUCAAGUUCGAUCGCCACGGCAGCCCCGUCGCUGGCGAGGCGCCAGUUGCCGAAGACGUUGCCGAAGCGGAUCCCGAAGAGCUUGAAGAGGAAGCGGAAAUGGUUGAAGGCGAACAUGUUCCCGAAACUAGGUACACCCACUACGAUUACUUGUUGGGAAUGCUGAUUUGGUCGUUGACUUGGGAGAAGUAUCAAAGACUUUUGCAGCAGCAAGGUUCCAAGCAAGCGGAAUUGGAAAUCCUUUUGGGUAAGACCGCCAAGGACUUGUGGAAGGAAGACUUGGAGACGUUCUUGUCGGCUUGGGACGAAUUGCUUGAGUCCGACGUGAAGAAACGUGACCAAAUCAACGGUAAGCGUGGCAAUAGUGGUCAAAGCCGUGGCGGAAGACGCCGGAGAAACGACGAUGAUGAUGAUGAAGACUAUGGUGCUCCGAAGAAGAAGCGUCCGGCGAAGAAGGCGACUGCUGCCAAGGUGAAAAAGGAACCUAGCCCCAAGGAAUCGGCGGUGAAGAAGGAAACGACACCAAAAGUUGAAGUGAAGAAAGAAUCAGGCCAAGCCGACGUGUUAUCUUUCUUCUCUAAGGAGGACGACAAACCGACGCCAGCGCCAGCGCGGGGCGGCAAUCGCCGUGCUAAGCAGCAAAAGCCCCCAGUGGUGACGCCGCCGCUGUCAAAGUCCCGCUUCGACGCCAGCGACUCUGACGAGGACUUCAUCAUGGGCGAUGCCAUUCUCGGUGGUCGGAAGGACGCGCUGAUGGCGUCGGACUCCGAAUUUUCUCUGUAA
Molecule: messenger RNA, 4188 nt
Organism: Diutina rugosa
Lineage: Eukaryota; Fungi; Ascomycota; Pichiomycetes; Serinales; Debaryomycetaceae
Gene: TOP2
Product: DNA topoisomerase 2
Exons: 1
Coding region: 1-4188 (1395 amino acids)
Biological process (GO): resolution of meiotic recombination intermediates; DNA topological change; sister chromatid segregation
Cellular component (GO): nucleus
Molecular function (GO): DNA topoisomerase type II (double strand cut, ATP-hydrolyzing) activity; DNA binding; ATP binding
Source: RefSeq, a predicted model, not a curated record